Messenger RNA from Staurois parvus, 1965 nucleotides. The record is from the annotation of a GenBank genome assembly. Lineage: Eukaryota; Metazoa; Chordata; Amphibia; Anura; Ranidae.
AUGGCGGAGCCGGGCCCCGGGCGAUCUCUGGGCUCCUACUCCCCGGUGGACUAUAUGAGCAUCACCAGCUUCCCCCGCCUGCCCGAAGAGGAGGCAGGGGGAGAGCCGGGACCGAGAGCCGGGGAAGAGGAUACCUUCCUGGGGGAGCAUGAUGCGGAUCCAGACGCCUUCCUCAAAUCAGCCCGUCUGCAACGCCUGCCAUCUUCGUCGUCUGACAUGGGAAGCCAGGAUGCCUCCCCACUCCGUGAAACCGUCAAAGACCCUUUCAGCUCAGAGUGCAGCUGUCGACGGGAUGGCCUUACCGUCAUUAUCACUGCCUGUGUCACGUUUGCUAUGGGUGUCACAAUUGCACUUAUCAUGCAGAUCUACUUUGGGGAUCCUCAGAUUUUCCACCAGGGGGCAGUGGUGAGUGACGCUUCCCAUUGUACAGCUUUGGGUAUUGAGGUGCUGGAGAAAAGAGGGAGCUCUGUAGAUGCAGCCAUUGUCACCACUCUGUGUCUGGGAAUUGUUAAUCCCCACACAUCAGGCAUUGGAGGAGGGGGCGUGAUGCUGGUUCAUGACAUUAGAAACAACCUGACAGAUGUCAUUGAUUUCCGGGAGACAGCACCUUCUGGUAUCCAUAAUGAACUUCUACAGUACUGGAGGAAUAAGCCUGGAGUUUUGGUUGGCAUUCCUGGGAUGUUGAAAGGCAUGGAUAAAGCACACAAGAUGUAUGGAAAGCUGCCAUGGUCAGAACUUAUCUCUAAAGUGGCUGAAGUUGCAAGUGGUGGAUUCAAUACAACACAUGACUUAGCCAAGGCCAUCAGUGAGCUGAAUGAAGAUGGAUUGUCAACCACUUUUCAAGAGGUGUUUUUCCCACAUGGCCUUCCUCUGACACCGGGGACAUUUGUCAGGAGGCUUGACCUCGCAGCCCUUUUGCAUGACGUGGCAGCAAGAGGGGUAGAAGCAUUCUACAACAGCAACAUAACACGGGAAAUGGUUUCUGAGGUGAACGCACAAGGUGGGCUAAUGACAGAAGACGAUUUCACCAACUACACUGUUACUGUGGAGAAGCCUGUGCAAACUGUCUAUCAAGGUCAUCUGGUGUUUGUUCCUCCUGCUCCUCAUGCAGGACCUGCUCUUAUAAGUGCCCUCAACAUUCUAGAAGGGGCAAAUCUUACCAAGCACACAUCUCGGUCUAGCGCCUUGCACUGGAUAGCAGAGGCAUUAAAAAUUGCUCUGGGCUGUGCCAGCAAACUGGGCGAUCCUUCAUUUGACCUUACUGUCACCGGCUACGUCACAGAGUUAAUAAGUAAGGCGGAAUCCAGCUUCUUCCGGAAAAAGAUCAAUGAAUCUCAUGCUGCCAACCCUAAGGAUUAUGUGCCCUUUCACACCCUGCACGUCGGUCCAUCUGCUAGCCAGGCUUUAGUGGUUGGUCCUGAUGACUUUAUUGUGGCUGUGGUCAGCUCAUUAAACCGUCCAUUUGGCAGUAUGAUAAUGACUACAUCGGGGGUCCUUCUCAACAGCCAGAUCCUAGACUUUUCUUGGAGCAAUAAGAGCAACAACAGCUCUUCCCCAAAUCCCCAGAACAUUGUUGAACCUGGAAAAAGACCCCUCUCUUUCCUGCUUCCCACUGUGGUGAGGCCUGCACAAGGUCUUUGUGGUACUUACCUUUCCCUUGGAGGAUCAAAUGGAGAACGUGCCCUCUCUGGCAUUACUCAGGUCCUGCUAAAUGUUUUAUCAUUUAACAAGAAUCUGAGCGAUAGUAUAUCUCAAGGACGGCUGCAUCCAGACCUCGAGACUAACCUCCUGCAAAUUGAUAGUGAUUUUCCAGAAAAUGAUACCCAGGGCCUGGAAUUGAAAGGACACCGGCUAGACCAGACACACAUCCUCUCUUUGGUCCAUGGUUCACGCAGGAGCAACGAUCUGAUCAUCGGUAUCAAAGACCCUCGAAGUAGCGAUGCAGAAGCUGCCACCAUUUUGUAA